CAUUAGUCACACGCCUGUCAGUACUUGUACUUGUUCUCUCGCCAUGCCAAUUCCUCCUCUAGUCAUAUUCGGUCCUUCAGGCGUCGGCAAAGGCACUCUCAUAAAUCGUCUACUCAAAGAGUUUCCAAACGCUUUUGGUUUUAGUGUCUCUCAUACAACCCGUACUCCUCGCCCUGGUGAAAUAGACGGAAAACAUUAUCACUUUACAAACACCGACAACUUCAAAUUCCUAAUCUCUCAGGGCGCUUUCAUCGAGCACGCACAGUUUUCAGGAAAUUUCUAUGGCACAAGCGCUCAAGCUGUACAAGAUGUUACAGCAACAGGUAAACGAUGCAUCCUCGAUAUCGAAGUACAGGGCGUUCAACAAAUCAAACAAACUCCUCUCCACGCCAUCGUCGUUUUCGUAUCUCCCCCCUCUAUGACCGCUCUCAGUCAGCGGUUGCGAGGCCGCGCCACUGAUUCGGAAGAUGCCAUCCAGCGUCGCCUUGCAAUCGCACGCAGAGAGAUCGACUAUGCUAGACAACCCGGCUCCGUCGAUUACGUCAUCGUCAAUGAUGAUCUUGAUGCUGCAUAUCAAAAGUUUAAGAGAAUUGCAAACGGAGAAUUAGAUGCGACCGUGGAUCAGAUGCCACCCUUGGAUGAUUAGAUUUAUAUCUAUACCCUAAUGAUAUCUGCGCGAUGAUCCCAUCAAAAAGCUUGACGCACGUGGGGAAUCGAGCUAACAGCAACUAGGCAGAUGGUGAUAGUCAUGUUCCGUCUCUCGAUAGCGGAGCUAACCAAAGUUGAC
This is a messenger RNA of Suillus paluster, 787 nucleotides long. RefSeq names its product P-loop containing nucleoside triphosphate hydrolase protein. Gene Ontology annotation, biological process: purine nucleotide metabolic process. The coding region runs from base 44 to 646 and encodes 200 amino acids. The record is from RefSeq and is a predicted model, not a curated record. NCBI's taxonomy places the organism in Eukaryota, Fungi, Basidiomycota, Agaricomycetes, Boletales, Suillaceae. Gene Ontology annotation, cellular component: cytosol. The transcript has 3 exons. Gene Ontology annotation, molecular function: GMP kinase activity.